Messenger RNA from Staurois parvus, 219 nucleotides. NCBI's taxonomy places the organism in Eukaryota, Metazoa, Chordata, Amphibia, Anura, Ranidae. The record is from the annotation of a GenBank genome assembly.
UGCUCCAUCAUUGGUGUCAGUGGGAGGAAUAGUGCCCCAUCACUGGUGCCAGUGGGAGGAAUAGUGCCCCAUCAUUGUGUCAGUGGGAGGAAUAGUGCUCCAUCAUUGGUGUCAGUGGGAGGAAUAGUGCCCAUCAUUGGUGUCAGUGGGAGGAAUAGUGCCCCAUCAUUGGUAUCAGUGGAAGGAAUAGUGCCCCAUCAUUGGUGUCAGUGGAGGAAU